CUUUUUCUAAUUGAUUAAUUUGGUUUUGAUAUAGUUAUCUUAUGUGAUAAUUUUGGGUAUAUCAUCUUAGCAUCAUUGUCUUUCCAUGGUUCUUAAAGUCUGUCUAUACCUUGUCUGGUGUCAUCGGGGGCCUGAAGAGAGUGGCACAUUCCAUUACCGCUCAUGACAACACUAAAUCAAACUAUGUACGCUAUUACUUUGCUUAGCUGCCUUCUGUGAUUUAUACAUGUUGAUAUGAUGAUAUACAUAUGAAAUGUUCUUGGAAAGGCAUGAACAAUAAGCAUUUAUGCUUACUGACAACAAACUGCAAUUUUUAAGAUGAAAUGUUAAUCCUUCAGUUUGUAAAGGAAAUUAUUAAAUAGCUGAAUUGUUUUGUUUAUCUAAAAUCAUUUAUCACUACAGAAUAACGUUAUUAUUAUGAAUUGACGUCAAAAUAUAACUCUAAAUUACAGCUGAUCCAGAAUGCAGGAACGCUUUUCGUUGCAGCUUCAGCCAUGUGUGCAUACCUUUGUCGAAUGUUUGUGAUACAAAACAGCAGUGUCCACAUGGAGACGAUGAAGAAUUGUGUGAUUUCGUAUGUCCGACAAAUUGUACAUGUGAAGGCUAUAGUGUCAUUUGUCCUAGCCAGUCGUAUAACGUAUUCAACUUUUUACCAGGUUCAAUUCGCACUUUGGAUGCAAAUCACUGUAAUGGAUUGAAUAGGACUCUAGAUAUACAUAUGAGUUUUUUCUUUUUAAUUGAAAUGAAUAUUUCAUUUUCAAGUAUAGAAGUGAUAUCAAAGGAAUCGUUUUCGCACACAAAAAAUCUGUUGCAUCUAGAUUUAAGUUAUAAUUUACUCACUAUUAUCCAGUCGAACGUGUUUAAUGCAUUAAAAUAUUUGAGGAUCUUGGAUCUUUGGGGAAACAGAUUGAUAUCUUUGAUUGAGCCAAUUGCUUUUAAUGGUUUGACAUUAAAACAAAUAACCAUUUCUUACACGAAAUUGAACGUUAUUAUGAAAAAUAGUUUUAAUGGAUUAAACCUAUCAAAACUGGAUUUGUCACAUAAUUUAAUCGAAACAGUUGAAGACUUUGCUUUUGAUCGUCUGACAGUAAAUGAGUUGGAUAUAACGUUUAAUCCAAUCAAGAACUUUAAAAAAGCUAUGUUUAAUGGAUUGAUAGGCUUACAAAAACUUAGUACACCCAAGUACAAAUUUUGUUGCGUGCGCCCAAUUUAUUUGGAAGAGGAAAACUGUUUUCCGCACAGAGAUGAAUUUUCAUCGUGCGGCGAUUUGAUGAGGCGAACUACUCUUCAGUUUUUACUUUGGAUCAUAGGCGUACUCGCUAUUACUGGAAAUAUAUUCUCUAUAGUGUAUCGAGUGUUUUUUGACAAGAAACGUCUGAAGAUGGUGUAUGGAAUUUUUGUGACAAACCUUGCUAUGGCUGAUUUGUUGAUGGGAGUGUAUAUGCUUAUCAUUGCCAUAGCUGACAGUGUGUACCGUGGUAGAUAUAUUGAAGAAGAUGAGCAUUGGAGAAGAAGCGCUUGGUGCAGCUUUGCCGGCAUAUUAUCUACCGUUUCUUCUGAAGCUAGCGUCCUACUGAUUUCCCUAAUUACUGUUGACAGGCUUCUGGUUAUUAAAUACCCAUUUGGAUCUCUGCGAAUUUCAACACUUCUUGCCAAAGUGAUGGUCUUGUUCUGUUGGAUUGUUUGCAUUCUUAUUGCUAUUUUACCUAUUGUACAGUCAAAUUACUUUGGAGAUCAGUUUUACUCUAAAUCUGGCGUGUGUCUAGCUUUACCACUUACAAAAGAUCGGUCUGCUGGAUGGUUGUACUCUAUUGUUAUUUUUAUCGGUUUCAAUUUCGUAACUUUUGUUAUGAUAGCACUAGGCCAAACAAUGAUCUUUUACGAAAUUCGGCAUCAGUCAUUAGCAAUGAAAAAGAACAGGUCUGCAAGACGGAAUGAUUUGAAAGUUGCCAGAAAUCUGUUACUUGUUGUAACAACAGAUUUUGCUUGUUGGUUUCCAAUUGGAUGCAUGGGUUUAUUGUCUGUGAAUGGAUACACUAUUCCUGGAGAAGUAUACGCAUGGACUGCAGUUUUAAUACUACCAAUUAAUUCUGCCAUUAACCCAUUCUUGUAUACCGUAACGGCUAUAAUAAAUAACAAGGUAAAUAGUAUAUUUCCCUUCUGCAAUUCAUUUCAGCUGGAAAGUCUUUCUUCUGUUAUGAAGUUCGUGUUGCACGUAAUAUACAGCCUGAACUUUUACUAG
Messenger RNA from Mercenaria mercenaria, 2242 nucleotides. RefSeq names its product G-protein coupled receptor GRL101-like. The record is from RefSeq and is a predicted model, not a curated record. Gene Ontology annotation, molecular function: protein-hormone receptor activity; G protein-coupled receptor activity; protein binding. The coding region runs from base 719 to 2242 and encodes 507 amino acids. Gene Ontology annotation, biological process: G protein-coupled receptor signaling pathway. Lineage: Eukaryota; Metazoa; Mollusca; Bivalvia; Venerida; Veneridae. The transcript is spliced from 3 exons. Gene Ontology annotation, cellular component: membrane.